CAAAGGAAAUAAUUAUGUCAGGUAUCAAAUACCCACACAUUAGGCGUGAUGAAAGCAAUUUUAAUUCAUACCAUGGUCAGAAAGUUUUAGACCCAUAUUUUUGGCUGGAGGAUUCUGAUUCGGAGGAGACGAAAAAGUUUGUUGAAGAUCAAAACUCGAUCACAGCAGAAUAUCUCAAUGAUUGCGAGGUGAAAUCUAAAUUAUAUGACAGGUUAAAAGAGCUUUGGGAUUACCCAAAAUAUGGCUGCCCUUUCAAGAGAGGAUCAAGAUACUUUUACUUUUACAAUUCUGGCUUGCAGAAUCAGAGUGUUAUGUAUGUUCAAGAAAGUUGGAGUGCAGAGGCAAAGGUAUUUCUUGAUCCAAAUGAAAUCGCACCUGAUGGCACCAUUUCAAUCCAAGGCUAUGAAUUCUCAAUAGAUUCAAAUUGUUUUGCGUAUGGAUUGAGCCAAAAUGGAUCUGACUGGUACAAAAUAAAGUUUAAAGAUGUUUCCACUAAAGAAGAUCUGCCUGAUGUCCUUGAAAACGUAAAGUUUUCCUGCAUGUCAUGGACGCAUGAUAACAAAGGUUUAUUUUAUAAUAGAUAUCCAAAAAUAGAGGGAAAGCAAGAUGGAACAGAGACAUCAAGCAAUAAGAACCAGAAACUCUACUACCAUCGAAUGGGAACCGAUCAAUCAGAGGACAUAUUGUGCGCGGAGCUACCAGAGAACCCCGAUUGGCUACUUGGUGCAGAAGUGAGUGAAGAUGGCAGAUAUGUGUUGUUUUCAGUGCGAAAUGGCUACUAUCCAGUGAAUAAGCUUUACUAUGUUGAUCUUGAAACACUGGGUUAUGAAAUCAAAGAUCGUCUGCCUUGCGUAAAACUCAUCGAUAAUUUUGAUGCCGAGUAUGUGUACAUUGCUAACAACGGCACUAUGUUUACUUUCAAAACGAACUUGAAUGCACCAAAAUACAAGGUUAUCAACAUUGACUUUGCAAAGCCCGAAAUGGAGAGCUGGAAAACUCUGAUUGAGGAAGAUGAAAAGGAUGUAAUUGAGUGGGUUGGCUGUGUAAACAAAGACAAGCUGGUGGUGUGCACGCUCCAUGAUAUCAAGAACAAACUAUUUAUUCAUAGCCUCGUCGACGGAACGAGGCUAUGCCAACUGCCGCUGGAUGCUGGUGCUGUUAUUGGCUACUCGGGACAAAGGAAUCAGACGGAGAUAUUUUACAAGUUCACUUCUUUUUUGGCACCUGGUACAAUCUUUCAUUGGGAUCUAAGUGAUGAAUCUUCAGAACCGAAGGUUUUUCGAGAGAUCGAAGUGAAGGGCUUCAAUGCAUCGGAUUACGAAACUGAACAGGUUUUUGUUGAAAGCAAAGAUGGCACAAAAGUCCCGGUUUUUAUCAUGCACAAAAAGGGAAUUUUUCUAGAUGGCAAUAACCCAUGCUUGCUAUAUGGCUACGGCGGUCUCAACUUUCCGAUAAUGCCCGAAUUUAGCAUCAAGCGGCUGAUUUUCAUUCAACAUCUUGGUGGCGUGCUGGCCAUUGCCAACAUACGAGGCGGCACGGAAUACGGCGAGGAUUGGCAUCGCGCUGGAACGUGCGAACGAAAACAAAAUGUGUUUGACGAUUUCCAGGUGGCUGCUGAGUAUCUUGUCAAAAACAAGUACACAUCUAGUGAGAAGUUGGCAAUUGAGGGUCGUUCCAACGGUGGUUUACUUGUGGCUGCAUGCGCAAACCAACGCCCAGAGCUAUAUAAAUGCGUCUUGUGUCAUGUUGGACUUCUGGACAUGUUAAAGUUCCAUAAGUUUACGAUCGGACAUAUCUGGGUAACAGAGUUUGGUUGUGCUGAUAAAGAAAACGAAUUUGAAUAUCUUAUUAACUAUUCACCACUUCACAAUAUCCGCAAACCUGAGCAAGAGAAUUCCCAGUAUCCUGCUAUGCUACUCUUAACCGCUGACCACGACGACACAGUUGUGCCGUUGCAUUCAUUCAAGUUUAUUUCUGAACUCCAGCAUGUAAUGGGCUCGGCAGAAAACCAGACCAAUCCUUUGUUGAUAAGAAUCGAAAUGAAAGCAGGUCACGGGGAAGGCAAACCGACUGCCAUGCUCAUCGAGGAAGCGGCCGAUUCAUAUGCAUUUUUGGCAAAGAAUAUCGGGGCUGUUUGGAAGAACUAGGGUGCAACUACGCUGUCUAGGCCUGGUGAAGGGGGCGGCCAAACUGGCAUUUGAUUAGUUAGGGGGGAACAGAAUCAAUGGGUGGUGCAUUAGCUAAAUCGGCAUGAUUUUUUAGGUAGAGAAAUUUUUUAAAAUAUGUGAGUUUUAAUGUUUAUCAAAAGUACGCUAUGACAAUUCUAGGUUUCUGUUCAUAUCUCUCUUUUGUGUUAACCAGAAAUGAAGUCGUAAAAUUUUAACAAGGGGGGCUCUAUAAAAUUUCUAAGUUGCUCUUGUCAUGUAAUGUAAUAAUUGCAAUUUGAAUAUGGUGAGGUUUGAUGUUUUCUCGAACAUUGGUUGAGCAGCCAGGUACAUUGACUGUGUUGAGUGGCAGCUGGGAUGUGAGCUUCGAUACUGUGGGAAGAGUAGGCCGGGGGAGGGGGGUCUUUUAUUGCAAGUGAAGAGGCAAAACGUUUAUAUUGCUCAUGGGUUCAAGAAAAUCCGCCACCAUGGUUGGCGGCGAGAAAAAUUUCGAAAUAUGGCAUUCUAAGAACGGCAAGAAAUGCAUCUAAAAUAUUUAUGGCAUCGAUAAGGAAGCAUCGAUAACUUUUUUUUAAUAAUAAUGACCCAUUGGUUGAUUUUUGAAUUGAAACACUUCCUCUCGUGUUAACAAAACAGAGGCGAUUUAUCAGCUAAUGAACUGUGCUACUAAAAAUGUCAUGCAGAACUGUUAUUCAGUGGACUUUGAAAUUAUUCUUAUAUUCUUAUUUAGUUUGCAGAUAUAGAAAGAUCAAUUUUGAAAUAAAUACAACUUUGAGAACAGCAAAGCCUAAAAUUAUCCAAAAAGUAUCCAGUGUUGAACAAAUUUGUAUUGUUUUUAUGAAAAAGGGUGUAGUGCAUAGAAUGUUAAAACUAGACAGGAUAGAGUCAAAUAAUAGCACCGUUUGUUGAUUCAGGCAUUUCUAAAUGCAAUAAAAAACCAACUGUCUAUAUAAAACUAUCUAUUCAUAAAGUUACGAACAGAGACCAAAAUACAGAGGUUUCAUGGGGAGAGAACCAAUAAACAUGCGGCGAUAUCUCUGCCAUUUCGUAACACACUUGCCUGAUUUUGCACAUUUAGAGGUAUUUCAUGAUACUUUCUCAGAUUAUGGGAUCCAAAUUAAUUAUGAGAGCUAUUUUAUACGUUCGUUGUAAAAUUCGCAUCUCAUGUUUCUACAAGCCCCUACCCUCCACUCCCCCCU
Rhopilema esculentum is the source of this 3364-nucleotide messenger RNA. RefSeq names its product prolyl endopeptidase. Gene Ontology annotation, molecular function: oligopeptidase activity; serine-type endopeptidase activity. NCBI's taxonomy places the organism in Eukaryota, Metazoa, Cnidaria, Scyphozoa, Rhizostomeae, Rhizostomatidae. Gene Ontology annotation, cellular component: cytosol. Gene Ontology annotation, biological process: proteolysis. The record is from RefSeq and is a predicted model, not a curated record.